Messenger RNA from Phalaenopsis equestris, 2043 nucleotides. Its product is annotated as polyphenol oxidase, chloroplastic-like. NCBI's taxonomy places the organism in Eukaryota, Viridiplantae, Streptophyta, Magnoliopsida, Asparagales, Orchidaceae. Bases 247 to 1899 code for a protein of 550 amino acids. Gene Ontology annotation, molecular function: catechol oxidase activity. Gene Ontology annotation, biological process: pigment biosynthetic process. The record is from RefSeq and is a predicted model, not a curated record. The transcript has 2 exons.
UCAGUCUCUCGCAUUUUCUCCUCCCUAAUUGCUGCUCCUGUACUUUUAUUUUAUUUUAUUUAGUCUGACCUCGUGGCUACACGAAACCUUGUAGAAGCAAACUCCGAGCGGCCAAUGUCAAGGCCACAAAACCAUACCGGACACGAAACCGGACAUAUGUCAACAUAGACCUUUUUUAUUAUUUUCCCUCCCUAUAAAUAGCUCACACCACACUAACCUUCAGCAAGUGAAAAGCAAAGGACGCCAAUGGCAAUCCUCUCCUCUUCGUGCGCCUUCCAAACCCAAAUCUUCUUCCUCCAUUCCCCCCCAAGCUCCAACCGCCCUAAAAAUCCCUCCUUUCGAAUCUCAGCCUCAAAACACCACCUUUCCGCAGCCUCUCGCCGCGAUCUCCUCAUCGGCCUCACCGGGCUCUACGGCACUGCCACCGGCCACGCUCUGGGAGCCCCCAUCCAACCGCCGGAUCUAAAACAGUGCGGUCCCGCGGAUCUUCCCUCCGGCGCCACUCCGGUCAACUGCUGCCCUCCGGUGAGCUCCGCGAUUGAUUUCAAGCUUCCUUCACACGAUCUACCAAUCCGAGUCCGCCACGCCGCACACCUUGUGGACGCAGAAUAUGUGGCGAAGUACGCCGAAGCUGUUAAGAGGAUGAAGGAUCUCCCCGCCGACGACCCGAGGAGCUUUGCACAGCAGGCUAAUGUGCACUGUGCUUACUGCGACGCCGCCUAUGACCAAGUCGGGUUCCCGAAUCUCGAGCUUCAGAUCCAUAACUGCUGGCUUUUCUUCCCUUGGCAUCGUUUUUAUCUUUAUUUUCAUGAGCGCAUUCUCGGAAAGCUUAUUGGCGACGAUACUUUUGCGCUGCCGUUCUGGAACUGGGACUCGCCGAAGGGGAUGGAGUUGCCCUCCAUCUACACACCAACCUCGUCUUCCCUCUACGAUCCCCGCCGGGAUCCCGCCCACCAGCCGCCAACCAUCAUCGACCUUGACUUCGGUAUAAGCCCAUCCCCGAACACCAAGAAAGAACUCAUCGAGGACAAUCUCAAGAUCAUGUACCGUCAAGUCGUCUCCAACGGCCCGACCGCCGAACUCUUCCUCGGCGCACCCCUGCGAGCCGGAGACCAACCCGACCCCGGCGCGGGUUCGCUCGAAAACGUGCCCCACGGCACGGUCCACAUCUGGACCGGGGACUCCCGCCAGCCCAACCGGGAAGACAUGGGCGUCUUCUACUCCGCCGCCCGCGACCCCAUCUUCUUUGCCCACCAUUCCAACAUCGACCGCCUUUGGGGCGUAUGGAAGUCUCUCGGCGGCCAGCGGAAGGAUUUCACCGACGCCGAUUGGCUCAACACCGGCUUCUACUUCUACGACGAGAACGCGAAGCUGGUGAAAGUGAAGGUAAAGGACUGCCUGUCGACGGAGCGACUGCGUUACAAGUAUCAGGAUGUGGAUAAUCCAUGGAAGAAAGCGAAGUCGGCGCGGGGGGGAACGGGAAGGCCGGUGAAGCCGAAGGCGGAACCGAGUUUUCCGUUGAGUCUUGAGAAGGCGAACGUGUCGGCGACGGUGAAGCGGCCGGCGAGGGCGGGGAGGAAGGGGGAUGAGGUGGAGGUAUUGGAGGUGAACGGGAUCGGGUUUAACAGUUCGGUUUUUGUUCAGUUUGAUGUGUAUGUGAACGCGUCGUCGGAGGCGGCGCUGAGGCCGGCGGUGGCGGAGUGUGCGGGGAGUUUUUAUCACGUGCCGCAUUUGAGUCGGGAGGGGAGGAAUGCGAUGAAGACGAAUCUGAAGCUGUGUAUAACGGAGUUGAUUGAGGAUAUUGGGGCGAAGGAAGAUGAUGACUUGGUGGUGACGUUGGUGCCGCGGGCGGGGACGGGGGUGACCAUUGCGGGGCUGUCGAUUGUGCUGGUUUCUUGAGAGAUGAGUUUGGGUUGACGUGGAAAUAAUGAGGAUUUGGGCGGCGUUUCGUAGUAAUGUAUUAAUAAUUGUAGGGGUGUAGGCUGGGGAAUGCCUACGGUGGUUUUAUGGUAAUUUCGGGGAAUAUUAUUAUUGAUUCCGAUU